UUUUGCUGCCCCUCGCAGGCACACUAGUGUGAUUGCUGGUGGGUGUGUGCUGCAGCUGCCCCGCCCCGCCCUGCCUGUGUAUGUAUAUAAACACAGUGGAGUGGAUUUCUGCAGAGCAGUUAGAGAGAGAGAGGCCUUGCUCUUGCUUUCCCUCUCUAAACCACUGUUUAUUAGUUGUUGACCUCAAGAGCUAGAGGAAGUGGUGGUGGUAGAUAUAUCAUCAUAUAUGGCACUGGCUGCCGAGCACAGUGCAGGGUUUGUUGGAGCCUAGUGUUGCCUGGGAAGAAGCCAUUCCUUCAUCUUGGAUCAUUUCCCCUCCUCCUGGUUCUGAGUUCUGAGCUCUCUGUCCUCCAACGAUCUCUCUUCUUUCUUGGGAGGGGACCGGCCAAGAAAUGGAGGUGGAGGCGCAGGAGAAGGGGCACAGAGCCUUCGCCAAGGCAAUCAAGUCUUUCAAUUCCUCGGAGAGGCACAAGCGUUCUAAGAGUGAUCUUGAGAAUAUGUUUGGUAAAGAUGCGCACUGCGCUUCAGACAAAACAUGUGUUCAGCCGAAGAAACAGGAAGGUGUGAAGGUUCAGGUCAAGAGUGGUUUCAGCAAGGAAGCGCAACCUGGGAGAGGGGCUCAAAACUCCUUGCGGAAAGAGAUUCUACAGCUCGAAAAGCACCUCAAGGAUCAGCAGGUUGUGCGUGGCGCCCUGGAAAAAGCUCUGGGGCCAAACGCUGCUCCGGUCAACCUGUCACACGAGAAUCCAAUGCCAAAGGCGGCUAACGAACUCAUAAGGGAGAUUGCCACGCUAGAGCUGGAGGUCAAGAACAUGGAGCAGUAUCUCCUCACCCUGUACCGGCAAGCGUUUGAGCAGCAAGCACCUGCAUUAUCUCCUCCUGAUCGCCGGGAGGCGCCGAAGCCUUCAGUGAGCUCGCGGUCCGGCCAACUCCGGGAAACACCCAAUGCCAAGGUUUCCUGCAUGAGUAGAGGGGACUCAAUGCUCCGGUCUAGCUACCCGCCGCCGCCGACCCGUAAGAAGUGGAAUGAUCCAGUGACAGAUUGCUCUACAUCUGCAUGCUUUGAUAGACCAAACGACUCUGAUGUGCUCCGCUGCCAGUCUGCGCUGUCGUAUCGUGGGGUACGUUCAUCUAGGAUAUCUCCAUCCGAGGAGAGUCUUGCGAGGGCUCUUCGGUCGUGCCAUUCUCAGCCUUUCUCAUUUUUGGAGGAAGGUGAUCCUACUGCAGCAGGAGUGAUAAGCUUAGCAGAGUAUCUGGGGACUAAUGUAGCUGACCACAUCCCUGAAACUCCGAACAACCUUUCAGAGGAGAUGGUGAGAUGCAUGGCAGGUGUCUACUGCAAACUUGCAGAUCCUCCAUUGGUUCACCACGGUUCCUCGUCUUCUCCAACAUCGUCGUUCUCCUCAACUAGUGCAAUUUCUCCACAGUAUGUGGGGGACAUGUGGAGCCCGAAUUACAAGCGAGAGUCGACGCUGGACUCCCGUUUGAUAAACCCAUUCCAUGUUGAGGGGCUGAAGGAGUUCAGUGGACCAUACAACACAAUGGUUGAGGUUCCAGCAAUUUGCCGCGAUAAUAGGAGGCUAAAAGAAGUUGAGGAUCUUCUCCAGACUUACAAGUUGAUUUUGUACCGGCUGGAAGCUGUUGAUCUGAGAAGAAUGACAGAUGAAGAGAAGAUUGCGUUCUGGGUUAACAUCCACAACGCCCUGCUGAUGCAUGCUUAUCUCAGGUAUGGCGUCCCACAGAACAAUCUGAAGAAGUCAUCACUGCUUGUUAAGGCUGCCUGCAAAAUUGCUGGACGCAACAUCAACGUAGCCGUAAUCCAGAGCUUAGUUCUUGGAUGCAACACACAUUGUCCUGGACAGUGGCUACGUACUCUGCUUUACCCAAGGAUCAAAAGCAAAGUGAGCAAAGUUGGGCAUGAGUGGCAAGCCUUUGCCGUUGCACAAUCAGAACCUCUUUUACGCUUUGCGCUUUGCUCGGGCAGCCAUUCUGAUCCCGCGGUGAGAGUGUACACUCCAAAGAGGCUGUUCCAACAGCUGGAGUCUGCCAAGGAAGAGUUCAUUCGUGCAACGGUCGGCGUCUGGAGAGGGCAGAAGAUACUACUGCCAAAGCUCGUCGAGGCGUACGCGAAGGAUGUGAAGCUCUCCUCGCAGGGCCUUGUUGACAUGGUGCAGCGGUACCUCCCGGAGAACCUGAGGAUGGCGAUGCAGAAGUGCCAGCAGCAGGGCAGUAGGUCAAGCAAGAUCAUAGAAUGGGUGCCUUACAACCUGAAUUUUCGGUAUCUGCUUACUAGGGAUCUGGCAUUUCCACACCUUAACUGACGGUGCAUGUACUGCUCUAGUGCAGUAGCAUGGGCGGUGCGAUGAGCUGAUCAAGUAUAUGCAUAUGUAUGAUAGGUUUAGGUUUAGCGGGUAAGUUAUUUUGGAUUCAGGGAUUAUGUAGGAUUUGCGUGCGGCGGGUAGUGGAGUAGUGUAUUUUGGUUGGCGCUGUAUAUUUUGUGUAGAU
Messenger RNA from Lolium rigidum, 2505 nucleotides. RefSeq lists its product as uncharacterized. The record is from RefSeq and is a predicted model, not a curated record. NCBI's taxonomy places the organism in Eukaryota, Viridiplantae, Streptophyta, Magnoliopsida, Poales, Poaceae. The coding region runs from base 393 to 2321 and encodes 642 amino acids. The transcript has 12 exons.